This is a messenger RNA of Eurypyga helias (sunbittern), 888 nucleotides long. RefSeq names its product PDZ and LIM domain 4 (gene PDLIM4). NCBI's taxonomy places the organism in Eukaryota, Metazoa, Chordata, Aves, Eurypygiformes, Eurypygidae. Gene Ontology annotation, biological process: actin cytoskeleton organization; muscle structure development; heart development. The transcript has 6 exons. The record is from RefSeq and is a predicted model, not a curated record. The coding region runs from base 79 to 888 and encodes 269 amino acids. Gene Ontology annotation, molecular function: muscle alpha-actinin binding; actin binding. Gene Ontology annotation, cellular component: adherens junction; stress fiber; Z disc.
CCUGGCAGUAAAGCAGCCUUGGCAAACCUAUGCCCAGGAGAUAUUAUUCUGGCAAUUAACGGGGAGAGCACGGAGAACAUGACACAUCUAGAAGCACAAAACAAGAUCAAAGCAUGCGUGGACCAGCUAUUGCUCUCCGUGAACAGAACUGAAGGGAAGACCUGGUCACCCCCAGUUCUGGAAGACGGCAAAGCCCAAGCAUACCGGAUCAACAUAGAGCCAGACCCACAGGAUAACGGGCCUGCCCAGAGCCGGAGGCUGAUGCCCCACGGAACUGGUGGCAGCCCCGUGGACAACAAGCAGACGCUGAACGUGCAGCCCCCGACCCGGCUCUACGCUCCCAGCAGCUCGGAGUCGGCUCUGCCGGGCCAGCUGUGUGGGCUCCACAUCAGUCCUGCCCAAAGCAUUGACCCCUUGAAGUCUCUCCCGCGGAACAGAAAUGGGAUUGAUGUGGAGUCAGAUGUCUACAAGAUGCUUCAGGAUUAUGAAAAGCCCGUUUCUGAGCCUAAGCAGUCCGGAUCCUUCCGAUACUUGCAGGGCAUGUUGGAGGCUGGCGAGAACGGUGAAAAACUCGACAAACUGAGCAACCCCCGAAACAUCAAGUCCCCCGUGUCCAAGCUUGGUGGUGCCAUGUCCGGGCUACAGAUGCUCCCCGAGUGCACCCGCUGCGGGAACGGGAUCGUGGGCACGAUUGUCAAAGCUCGGGACAAGCUCUACCACCCUGAAUGCUUCAUGUGCGACGACUGCGGCCUCAACCUGAAGCAGAGAGGGUAUUUCUUCAUCGAGGAGCAGCUGUACUGCGAGACGCACGCGAAGGAGAGGGUUAAGCCCCCCGAGGGAUAUGACGUGGUGGCUGUUUAUCCGAACGCUAAAGUUGAACUUGUCUAG